UGGAUAAAUCUCUAUGAGCUUUGCACAAUGUGAUGGAGCAAGAGUUGCUCAUUCUUCCUUGCAAAAUUGCUCAAGCUACACCAGCUAAGUUGAGGAGUGGCAGUGGGCAGCAAUCUUGAGAUCUUGCCGGAAAUGUUCAAUCCGAUUACGGUCAGGAGUCUGACUGUGCCACUGAAGGACAUCAAUUUUCUCCAUUUGAAGUUACUCUGAUUGCUCUGGCAGUGUGCUUUGGGUGAUUGUCCUGCUGAAAGGUGAACUUAGUUCAUAUUUUAAGCUUUCUGGCAGAGGUUAGCAGGUUUUUUUAAUCCAGGAUCUCUCUGUAUUUAUCAGCAUUCAUCUUAACAUCAGUCCUGACUGGAUUUCCAGUCCCUACUGCUGAAAAGUAUCCCCAUAACAUGUUGCAACCUCCACCAUAUUUGACAGUAGGUCAGUGUUACUUGGCUGAUGCACUCACUGUAUUAGAUUUACGCCACUCAGUGUUGAGGCCAGAAAGUCUCACCCAGUUACAAGACCUUCUUCCACAUCUUUACAGGAUAUUCUAAAUGAUGCUUUGCAAAGUCUAUGGGCAAGGAUAUGCUUUUUUUUAAACCAGGGCUUCCUUGCCUCUCUUCCAUAAAUACUCUUUUUUUUGUGCAAGGCCUUAGAGAUAGUGGAGCCAUGAAAUUCAUCUCCUGAUGCAAUCACUGACUUCUACAGCUCUCUCAGAGUGACUGUUAGCAUCACUGUAGCCUCUCUUAGAAGUGCAUUCUUCUCCGGCGACUGAGUUUAGAGGGUGGCCUGACCUAGGCAGUGUGGCUGUGGUUUCAUAACUUAUUCAUAAUGGACUGCACUGAGCUCCAAGUCUUUUCAUCCUUUCUAAUGAGACAGUGAAUAUCUGGAGUCACCUUCUUGGAUUUUUCCUGUUCUUUGGUCUUGGAAUUUAUGAUAUGACCAUUGUACUUCCUGAAGCAAAUGCCUCCAGGGAUGAUUAUGUUAUAUAUUCUAUCUGUCUCUUCUGCUUUCAGGUUUGCAUGCUCUGUUCAGUGGGAUAUCACCUAUUUUGCUGUCAUCGCUCUGAGAAAGCAAAUCGGCGCUGGAUGGCCCUUGAUUAUGCUGGCAUUGCCAUAGGAAUUUUGGGCUGUUAUGUUCCUGCAGUGUUCUAUGCCUUUUACUGUAAUGAGUUUUGGCGACAGGUGUACUUAAUAAUGGUGCUGGCUAUGAUAUUGGCAGUAUUCUUUGCACAGAUACAUCCAUAUUAUGUCACUCAGCAGUGGUACAGCUUGCGUGCACUCACAUUCUGCUGUGUUUCUGCAUAUGGGCUGAUCCCAACUAUUCAUUGGAUUUGGCAGAAUGGAGGGAUGGGUGCACCCAUUGUUCAGGCAUUUGUUCCACGCAUAUUUGUGAUGUAUUUCAUCGGUGCAGUAGCUUUUUUCCUCUAUAUCACAAAAAUCCCAGAAAGAUACUUCCCAGGACAGGUCAACUACCUGGGUUCCAGUCAUCAGUGUUGGCAUGUCCUUGUUGUCCUGAUGUUUUAUUGGUGGCACCAAACUGGAGUGUAUAUUACACAAUAUAGACACAACCAACCCUGUUCUGAAUUAAUCAGUACAUAACAGUAGCGUCUUGUGAGAAAUUUCCUUAAGUGCCUAUUGAGUUUGUAACAGUACACUGAGCAGGGGAAGUCAGCAAUUUUUAAUUGUUGAUUUGAUAAGUGUUCACUACUUGUAUAGAUAUUUAAACAAAUUGAUAUUUGGCUUUUGCCUUGAGCAGUAAAACAUGAACUGUUUUUGCGGUAGCCUUUUAAGGUGUAUCCACGUAGAGAAUUUAGUUAGAGUAAUUCUUUGAAAUGUCAAUAACUGGAAAAUCAGUGGGCACAUUAAUGGCUAAGACGUAAUUUUUUUUAAAGAACUGGCAAGUUGCUGGUUACAGCCAUGUGGAUCUCAGAUUAUUUAGAUGUUGUUUUAAACCUGUGUUACACUGUAUUUUAUUAACCCUUGCUUGGGAGUCCAAGGGUGCUAAGAGGUUCAGUAAUUACCUUGUACAUUUGGUUAACAAGCAGCCAAAACUGAACUUCAUUAACACUUCAGUAUUCAUGCAGAUUUGAAGCCAGCAAUUAAGUGUAAUGUUUCUGAUCUAGUUAGUUGAGUUUGUAAGACAGAGAAAUUCCUAUUUCCACAUGUGAAAAAUGAGAAAGGGCAAACUUUUUUAAAUUAAAGCAUGCAUAACACUUACAGGAUAUAGUACUGUCCUAAGGAACAGAAAUGGGAAGAGAAUGGGCAAUUAUUUAAAAUUAACUGGUCUACAGUGCUAGGGGAAACAAUUAAAACCUUAAGUUACAGCAUUUUCAAAGAAUACUAUUAUAAUGGCUGGCACUAGCUUGAAGUGACUCAACUGUACCACAAUUACUUCAGUGUUCUUAAGUGAACAUCUAAAUGGGACUGCACUACAGCUAUAAAGAACGUCCAACACUUUGUGCAGUAUAAUUCAUGUGAGGUUAAGAAAAAAACGGGGUUACGACCCACCUUUCUACUGUUGUAGAAGUGAAGGGGUCAAGUAGAGAUCGUUGUAAACUAGGGCCGGCAGAUUAUUUGAGCAGACCAGGGAUAUAGCUGUCUGUCGUGUUUACCAAAAUACAAAUUUAGAUAACCAUGUAGUAAAAGUAUUACUACUGAUCACUUAAUUUGUACAUUGUUUUUAUGAAAGUAUUCAGAGCAUCAGAUUGAAUUAUAAAAUUCACUGAGGGUUAAGUGCAAUUUUUAUUUAAAAAAAAGUUCUUGCAUUGAAAAAAGUUUACCAAAACAACUACCACUCUUCAGGAUCAGUUUUUUUAAAAAUAAAUAACCGUCUAUCUUGUUUUCACUCUUACAUUUUUACUACUUGCCCUUAAAAGGACAAGCUGGUCUUGUGGUUUUUAUAUUUAUGGAUUGUAUUCAUGUUGGAAAAUGUAGCUUUUUUUGUUGCAGAAGAAGUGUUGGGUUCAUGUUAAUAUUUGAACUCUGCUUUUCCUGUAAUUCUGUGCUGGCCUUGUCAAAUAAAAUCUGUUUUCAACAAAG
Molecule: messenger RNA, 3029 nt
Organism: Hypanus sabinus (Atlantic stingray)
Lineage: Eukaryota; Metazoa; Chordata; Chondrichthyes; Myliobatiformes; Dasyatidae
Gene: paqr3a
Product: progestin and adipoQ receptor family member IIIa
Exons: 6
Coding region: 927-1589 (220 amino acids)
Cellular component (GO): membrane
Molecular function (GO): signaling receptor activity
Source: RefSeq, a predicted model, not a curated record